Messenger RNA from Epinephelus fuscoguttatus (brown-marbled grouper), 2886 nucleotides. It is a transcript of the gene ttc5, whose product is annotated as tetratricopeptide repeat domain 5. Bases 237 to 1571 code for a protein of 444 amino acids. The transcript is spliced from 9 exons. Gene Ontology annotation, molecular function: protein binding. The record is from RefSeq and is a predicted model, not a curated record. NCBI's taxonomy places the organism in Eukaryota, Metazoa, Chordata, Actinopteri, Perciformes, Serranidae.
GAGUCAUUUAAAGUACGGACGAAUCAAACUUCCGGCGUCCCAGAAAUUAAAAGCCUGUUUCUCCUGCGCCAAAACUACUUCUAUCCGCGCUGUUUCCGAAAAUAAAUUAUUUCUGCCAUUAUAUUAACAUUACAGCUUUAUAUUUAACACUCUUCUCGCAGCUUUGGUGCAUUUUGCGUCACCGCCGCGGCUGCUUUUACUCCGCUGCUGCUGCUGUGAGCUAACUUAACGCAAAGAUGGCGGAGGACGAGAAGAGUGGGGAGCCUUUGAAAGAGAAAGACGAGCUGCAAAUUCUCAAGGAGCUCGUGGAUGACCUGUAUAAUUUCAGAGAUUGCUAUUUCGAGACUCACAGUGUGGAGGAAGCCGGGAGGAAACAAAGCGAUGUCGCGCAGGAGAUCGAAAAGACACUCAAGAAGCUGGAAGAGAAAGAAGAUCUCUUCAGACACAAAGCAGAGUUUCUGCUACAGAAGGGCAGGUGUCUCAACGUGGCUCCAGAUUUCAGUUCCGUAGCAGAAGAGUGCCUUUCACGCGCUGUGAAGCUGGAGCCCGGCCUGGUGGAGGGCUGGAACACACUGGGGGAGCAGUACUGGAAAAAAGGAGACCUGACUGGUGCCAAGAACUGCUUCACUGGAGCCUUGCAACAGAGCAAGAACAAAGUGUCUCUACGCAACCUGUCCAUGGUGCUGAGACAGCUGCCGACAGCGGACAGCAACGCACAAGGCAAGCAGGUGCUGGAGAGUGUGGACAUGGCCCGGCAAGCUAUCCAGCUGGAUGUUGCAGACGGGACGUCCUGGUAUAUUCUGGGAAAUGCCUAUGUGUCCCUGUUUUUCAGCUGUGGACAGAAUCCACAGUUGUCUCAACAAGCUCUAAGUGCCUACGCACAGUCUGAGAAAGUGGACAGGACUGCCUCUUGUUACCCGGAGCUGCAUUUCAACCGAGCCACUCUAUUCCAGUACGAGGAGAUGUACGGGUCCGCGCUGGGCGGCUACAGCCGAGCCGCAGCGCUCGACCCCGGCUGGGAGGAGCCUCCGGAGAGAGAGAAGCAGCUGUUGGAGUAUCUGGGGAAAGUCAAAGAACUCAUAGAGAACAAGGGGAAGGUGAAGGCGCGCCGAUUGAGGACGAUGCUCUCUAACCUCAGCACGUCAUCCCUGGGUCCCUGCUCCUCCCCUCAGUUCCGUUCCCCGACAGGCCGCGUCGGCAGCCUGGAGCCUCGAACUCUGUCCUCCCUCACGCACGGUCACAACGCCGGGGUGGCCGCCCUGGGAAAGGUGGUGUUCAGCCUGGCGUCUGAGGGUCGCAUGGCCUUCACGUUCGGCAUGGUGGACAGCGAGGAGACGUGUAUAGUGGUGAUGGUGUACAACACAGCGGACAGCUGGGGCGUCCUGAUAGGAGACACUGUAGUCAUUCCCGAGCCUCAGGUCAAACGAAAUAGUAUAACGCAUAAAGAUCAGUCGUUUGACUUCAGGAGUAUACGAGUAGACUCUCCUCUGCUCCUCAUCGUCAACGGCAAGAAACAAAACAUCCAAAGUCAGAUCGCUGUCUCAGUCAGCUACAAGCCGCAGAGCGAAUGAGCUGAACAAGCGAGAGGAAGUGCAACAACAGGACCAAGUCUUUCUGGGUUUUUAAGAAGCGUUUGAAAAUAUGGACGUGUGACAUUUCCAAAGUUUGUGCCUGUUUUAUGUGUUGUUUUGUACAUAGAGGUCACCUUGUUACUUUGUCUUUAGAUAGACUCUUUGUUUAUAUUUAUAAAUAAUUCUUUUUUUGUAUUCUGUUGUUGCAGAGACAACACGGACCUCUUUUUUUGUAAAUGAAUGAACUUGUGAUGAUGACAAUGUGAUGUCAGAAUUGUGACUUAAGUUUACCCCGAAAUAUAAAAUCCUUUCAUCCUAAACGCUGUUUGAGUGGUGUAGAUCGCAAAGUAGGGUCGCAGGGCCACCAGGUGUCCCCAAAACUGUUGUUUGAAAUGCACAAAAAAAAAUCCACACAUUGGGCCUCAUUCACUAAUAUGUGCGUGGAAAUGUUCUUACUUUGCGCACAAAAUAAGUGCGUAUGCAAAAUCACCGUGGGAUUCAUGACACCUGCGCAGCGGCCAAUUUUGUUCUUACCACCUUGCGUAUGUGUGUGAAUCAGAAUCAUUCUAAAUUGACAGGCGCGUGUCCGCGAUCUGCAAUCAGCAUACUACCACGCCCCCGUUUCUCCAUAUAAGGAAACAGCUUGCCUAGAUUUGAUUCAUGAAUGAAGGAAGCGGUUACGCGAGGAGAGAAGUAGUAAAUGUCACAGUUUGUUAGAAGCGAUGGCGCCGGGUCUUACAGGAAUGCCAUGGGUCGUUGCAAGAUUGUGGAGGACACAGCAUGCCAGGAUGAUCUUGCACACCUUCUCAGGGGUAUAAAGUAGUUUGCCAACGGCCGUAUCUGAUCCAAACACAUCCAACGGCCCUUAAGCACGCCAAAAGUGCGCUCUACGGCGCGUGUGUGGGCAUGUAUGUUAUUAUAGCGCACCUCUUGAGGGGUUUCAAGGUUUGCGUAUGGUGUCAUCAGCCAUGUUUUAAGGCCAUAUGCCCGGUCACCCAAACAAUAUAACAUUUUAACAUUAACGGAAUAGAGACUUACUAAAAAUACUAACUAAAAGCAAUUGAAAUAAAAGACUAGAACAAAAGAUGCUCACCAACAAGCCAUCCACUUCUCACAGCCCCUGCCUCCAAACGCAUUCCCACUGUACUGUUUUGCAAAAUAAAUGAGUCGUGGGUGCCUCCUGGCCAGCGGGCCACAGCCUUAAGGAUAUGGCAGUCGGCAUUACAGCUCAUCUGCACGCUGAUGGAGUGAUAGUUUUUCUGUUCAUGUUGUUGUUAAUAUUUUGAUUGUCACAAUGAUGAGGGUGAACGUGUGU